Molecule: messenger RNA, 2439 nt
Organism: Aureococcus anophagefferens
Lineage: Eukaryota; Pelagophyceae; Pelagomonadales; Pelagomonadaceae
Exons: 1
Coding region: 1-2439 (812 amino acids)
Source: RefSeq, a predicted model, not a curated record
AUGGCAGCCCCCAUGACUUCUUCCCUCCUCUUGGCGCUGGCGUGCUCGCCGACGGCGGCGGCCAAGCUGCUGCGCGGGUCGGUCGCGGCGGCGAACGGGACCGUGCCGCAGCUGCCGGCGGCGAACUACGCGGGCAUCGGCUACGACAUCCUCCAGGGGAAUCCGCUCGCCGACGGGCUCGACAAGGGCUACCGGGCGGCCGUGCUCGACGCGGCGAGCUUCGCGCAGGGGCUCAAGACGCCGGACGGCAAGUGGGCGAUCCCGGACAACACCGAGGCCGUCAUGGCGUCGGCGUGCGACAUCCAGAGCGGCGGCUCGCAGCGGCUCGUCACGGGCGAGACGUCGCUGGGGACGACGUCGCAGAACGACGUGAGCGUCGGCGGCGAGGCGUGGAAGGUCGUGGCGUUCAAGGCGUCCGCCGGCUUCAAGAAGACGACGAGCGACGUGACGGCGAGCUCGGACGACACGGUGGUCUUCUACAGCCGGGGCACGAUCGAGCUCUACAAGCUCAACGUCGAGACCGCGCUGGCGACGCCGUCGCCGAACUUCGCCGCGGCCGUCGGCGCGCUGCCGACCGACGCGGACGGGCGCAUCAAGAGCACCUUCGCGGCCGGCGCGGGCUUCGAGUACUGCCUCGGCGUCGACGCGGCGACGGCCUACGACGACCAGGGCACGGGCCUGAUCUACCUCGCGUGCGACCAGGCGGACCCGAAGGCGAUCCAGUGGCAGCUCGUCGACGGCCGCCUCAUCAACGGCCUGAACGGGUUCUGCCUCGAGCAGAACGUCGAGGCGCCGUGGGCGUCGGGCGGCGCGCGCGCCGACGCGUGGAACUGCGACGCGGCGGACUCGGUCGGCGACGAGCGGACGCGGUGGACGAUGGACGGGUCGGCGCUCAAGAGCGCCCAGUCGGGCUACUGCCUCGAGGUCAACCCGGGCCUCAGCCGCGUCUACCCGGACGCGUGGAAGUGCGCCGACGUCGCAAAGAUGGCCGACAAGCGCGCGAGUUGGACCGUGACGGACGCGGCGGCCUUUUCGACGACGGGGUCGACGCUCGUCACGGGCUGGGAGGGCUGGUGCCUCUACGGGGCCGAGGCCUUCGACGGCAAGAACGGCGCGGCCGUCGCCGUCGCGCCGUGCGACCGCGCCGACGUCGCGGCGUCCGCGUCCUGGAAGCGGGUCGGCACGAGCAUCGUCAACGUGAAGAGCGGGUAUUGCCUCGAGAUCAAUCCGUCCGACGCGUACAACCAGCCCGACGGCUUCGCGCUCGACACGUGGGACUGCGGCGCGGCGACGUCGGAGAACGACAACCGGACGUCUUGGACGGUCGCGGGCGACGGGACGGUCGUCAGCGGCUACGCAAAGGCGGCCGCGUCGUUGUGCCUCGAGGUGAACCCCUAUCUUUCCGAGAUCAAGCCGGACCUCUGGGACUGCGCGGCCGCGUCGCGCUUCGGCGACGGCCGCGCGGCGCACGACCUCUCGAGCCUCGGGAAAGGCGGCGACGUCAUGCGCGCCUACGACGCGCUCGUCGAGACGUUCGGGACGCACUACGUGUCGUCGACGACGCUCGGCGCCAAGUACGGCCUCCUGCAGGAGGCGACGUCGGACAGCGCGUCCCACUUCCAGGGCCAGGGCCACACGUGGUCCGCGGGCGCCCAGGCGUCGUUCAAGGGCGUCACCGUCGGCGCGGACCACAUGUCGUCCGACGAACAAGCCCUCAGCGACGCCUGGACGGCGUCGCUCAAGUCGUCGUCGUCGUUCUUCGUCGGCUCGGACCCCGUCGCGGCGAUGCAGAACGACCUCGACGGCUGGAAGGCGAAGAUCGCCACGAACCCGAUGCCCGUCGGCGGCGCGGUGCUGCCGAUUCUGGACCUGCUCACGGCGGCCCACUUCCCCAAGGACACGCAGAUCUCGAACAAGCGGACGCUGCUCGCCAAGGCGCUCGGGGCGUGGUGCGCGACCGUCGACGCGUCGAAGGAGGCGUGCGCCGCUUACGCGGCGGACCGCGGCUCGGACCUCACGUCCUGCCCCGAGGACGCGAGCGGAAACGAGUGCAGCGGCCACGGAUCGUGCAUGAGCGAUAAUACGUGCGCGUGCGAUCCCAACUACGGGGGCACGGCGUGCGACGCCAAGUGCGGCAGCGUGACGUUCUACGGCUCCGACGUCGACAGCUACGGCUGCGGCGCGGAGAACGGGUCCGUUUCGCAGUGCACGCAGCUCUCCGCCGACGUCGUCUGCACGAAGCUCGACUGGGAAUUUGGGGGGGCUACCGAGUGGCACGACGCCGAGGCCGACCACUGCAUCACACCAAUUGAGGGCCCGAAACAAUGCAACAAGAAAGACUGCAGCGGGUGGGACUCCUUUUGGGGUUGCAACUCCUGGGACUGCCACGCCUUCACCAGCAUCACCUGCGCCUACCCGUCGACAUGCUCUUCGGCCUAG